This is a messenger RNA of Akanthomyces muscarius, 852 nucleotides long. RefSeq lists its product as uncharacterized. NCBI's taxonomy places the organism in Eukaryota, Fungi, Ascomycota, Sordariomycetes, Hypocreales, Cordycipitaceae. The record is from RefSeq and is a predicted model, not a curated record. Bases 1 to 852 code for a protein of 283 amino acids. Gene Ontology annotation, cellular component: nucleolus; cytoplasmic exosome (RNase complex); nuclear exosome (RNase complex). Gene Ontology annotation, biological process: poly(A)-dependent snoRNA 3'-end processing; U4 snRNA 3'-end processing; nuclear mRNA surveillance. The transcript is spliced from 2 exons.
AUGGCCGAUAGAAGGAGGGUGAAUGGCCCCUCAGGCGCAACGGUGCCUCCCGCCUACGACGAUGAGGACGUUGUUUCCACCCAAAGAACUCGACCAGCAAAUGGUAUCAGAGCUAUCUAUCUGAAGACCGGUGUCACACCUUCUGCAUCUGGCUCAGCCUACCUGGAGUUUGAACCUAGAGAGGGCUCUUCAGGGUCUGGCAUGAAGCUCACAUGCACGGUGCAUGGACCGAGAUCGUUGCCACGAUCAGCUCCGUUCUCGCCUCAUAUGGUUCUAUCAACACACGUCAAGUAUGCUCCAUUUGCGACAAAGCAGCGUCGAGGCUAUUUGCGCGACUCCAGUGAACGAGAUCUCAGCACACAUCUCGAGACGGCACUUCGUGGCACCUUGAUUGCUGAUCGAUGGCCCAAGAGUGGUGUUGAUGUUAUUGUUACGAUUAUAGAGGGCGAACUUACCCGACAAGCUGCCCAAGACCAGGGAAUUGAGAGCUGGGAGAUGAUGAACGUCUUGAGCGGCUGCAUCACGGUUGCUUCGGCAGCCAUUGCCGAUGCAGGCAUCGACUGCGUCGACACGGUGGCCGGAGGUGUUGCCGCCAUGGUCAGCAAGGACGAGAAUGAAGAGCCUGUAAUUGUACUCGAUCCCGUGCCUUCUGAGCAUGGCCAAGUAUUGGCAGCUUGUUGUGUGGCGUAUCUGCCUACACGGGAUGAGAUCACAAAUCUCUGGUUCAAGGGGCGCCUGCAACCGUCAAAUGCAGAUUCGCAGCGUCUUCUUAUAUCAAGAGCGGUACAUGCAAGCAAGGGCACAUGUCAGGCUAUUUCAGCAUCAUUGGGUGAGGCCAUGGCUGCCCAAUGA